GUGAUGGCGCCCCCUUGUCGAUGAACCAUAAACCCCCGCGUAAAACCUAGGCCCCUUCUCCGCCUACCAGCUCCGGCUUCCUUCAAUGCCCCCGCCGGCGCUUUCUACCGGCCACCAUCGCCACCUCUCUCUCCCACAUCUCCAACGCUGUUUCUCACUAAUGCAAUCCCGCACCUUCAUCGACGCCCGCAUACACUGGGUCCGGGACCGGGGCCUUGACCAUGCCGUUGAGAAGGAGAAGCACCUUCUCCCCUUCCACUACCUCAAAGACUUCCUCAUUCAUUCUUUCCCUUCAUCCUCCGCUACUGCCUCCUCCGUUCCCCUCGACGCCAUCUCCGAGCGUCGUCAAGACCUACGGCUCCCAUUCCGCGCCAUCCGCUUCAUCCGUCUCUUCCCCAACGCAUUUAUCGAGGAAACUCCUGAUCACUCUGCGUCCUCCUCUUCCUCUUCUUCUUCCCCUCCUCGCCCUUCGAUUCGUCCCACUGACGAUCUUAUACUAAUCCACUCCGAGGAGCUCCGUGCCUUUGAGUCCUCUCGCGACAAUGCCGCCGAUCGCCUCCUCCGCCUCCUGAUGCUCGCCCCCUAUCGCCGACUUCCACUUCCUCUAAUCGACCGUCUCCAGUGGGACCUCGGCCUCCCCUGCGAUUUUGUCCGCUCUCUCUUACCCGACUUCCCUGAUUACUUCCAAAUAUCGCCUUCCUCCGGCAGGGAUAACCUGGAUAUCGAACUCGUAUGCUAUCGAAAAGACCUUGCCGUUUCUGCAUUGGAGGAUUAUGCUAUGCGGACUGGUGGGUACAAGAAAGGUGCCUCCUUGGCCUUUCCUCUGCAUUUUUCUAGGGGAUUUGAACUCGAAAAGAAGGUGAGGAAGUGGCUGGAUGAGUGGCAGAAAUUGCCUUACGUUUCUCCUUAUGAAUCUGGAUCAAACCUUCCACCAAAGAGUGAUAUUGCGGAGAAGUGGAUUGUUGGGGUUCUUCACGAGGUUUUAAACAUGUUGAUUGGGAAGAAAACUGAGAUGGAGAACUUGGUUUUACUUGGCCAGCAUCUUGGGCUGCCAGCGGGGUUCAGGAAAGUGAUUGCACAUCAUCCAGGAAUAUUUUAUAUAUCAAACAAGCUGAGGACACAGACGGUUGUCCUCAGGGAAGCAUAUAGGAGGGAUCUUUUAAUAGUGAAGCAUCCGAUGAUGGGGAUUAGGUAUCGUUACAUUCACCUUAUGCAUAAGAAUCGGAAUAGUAGUGGGAAAAAGAAGAAGGGUCGGAGUUCCAGGAGGGUUGCUCUUUCAGUGGAGGAUGAUGAAGAUCACGAAGCUGAAGCUGAAGGUAUGGAGGAAGAGAGGGAGGAGGAAGACGAUGCAGAUUAUAAGUUCUCAGAAUCCUCUGAUUUUGAAUCUGAGGAUGAAGAGAGUGAUGAUGAUGAUGAUAGAGUUAGAGAUGUUAAUCUUUCUCCUACUACUCAAGAAAUUCAACCAAGAAUCCCAUCUCCAAUCAGAGCAAGCCCUAUAGAAAGGAGACUUCUUACUAGUAAGAUCAGAAGAAAUGAGAUGCAUAAGGUUGGAAAGAGAAAUUCCGCAGGUGCAAAUUGGAGGGUGCCACCAAAGAGUAGGAUUUCAGUAUAGAUUUAUGAUCUCUGUGUUUGGGCUUGUCUGAUGAUGUUCUACGUGCUUAGUGAACUUCCAAGCAAAACUGCCCGGGAAAAUACUACAUGACUCUGCAGGUUGAACAUUUGAGUUGCUGGAUUUACCAUGAAGUAAUUGUCGACCCGGCCAUUUUACGCGACUUGUAUCCAUUUUCUAAACCAAAUUGAUGCUUUCCAGUUGCACCGCCGGCAAGCUGGCUUGACAGGAAGGUGAAGCUAGUGCCUUUAAAAGCUUAACUUUUGCAAAACUAGUUGAAAUGCAUAUGCUCCAAUAUAGUAGGUUUCAUUUUUUUUUUGUAAGUUCUCUUAGCACGGCUUUGAGUGAAUGCAUUUUUAAUUCAUGAAGAACUUAUUUUUAAUACCCUUUCACUUACUGCAUCAUUUGUAUUAUGUGAACCUAUUGUACAAUAAAGUUGCGGGCAAACAUCAGAUCUGUAGCAUGAAGAUAAUGUUGAAAAUAUAGCUAGUGAUAUGAACUAAACUAUCAAUCGGCUAACAUUACUGUUGGAUUAAAAUUGAUCUAAAUUUGAUAGAAUAGUGA
Messenger RNA from Dendrobium catenatum, 2173 nucleotides. RefSeq names its product protein WHAT'S THIS FACTOR 9, mitochondrial. NCBI's taxonomy places the organism in Eukaryota, Viridiplantae, Streptophyta, Magnoliopsida, Asparagales, Orchidaceae. The coding region runs from base 86 to 1612 and encodes 508 amino acids. The record is from RefSeq and is a predicted model, not a curated record. The transcript has 2 exons. Gene Ontology annotation, molecular function: RNA binding.